This is a messenger RNA of Aspergillus brunneoviolaceus CBS 621.78, 676 nucleotides long. RefSeq lists its product as uncharacterized. NCBI's taxonomy places the organism in Eukaryota, Fungi, Ascomycota, Eurotiomycetes, Eurotiales, Aspergillaceae. The transcript is spliced from 2 exons. Bases 142 to 606 code for a protein of 154 amino acids. The record is from RefSeq and is a predicted model, not a curated record.
GCUCCCGAUUGAGGUUUCACUCUGCGCAUGCCCAGGCGCAGAGCUCCUGUACAGUAAUGCAGUCAGAGGGCUUUAUAUGAUAUCGACAAGUAGUUGGGGAGGGUGGUGGUGCUAUAUGCAGUGAUAUUGGUGAGAAUCACUAUGAGUCCGACCUUAUCAGCACCACAGCCAAUCACAACGGCGGGAAAGCGGGUACAUCAGCCUGGAUCACGCGGCGGGGUAAACAAACGACAGCUCAAGGCUGAAGGCUGUUUAUUCCUGUUCUCAUUUUUUUCACCACCUCAAGUCGCUUCGUUUUGCAUUUCUCAUCUUCGCGAUCAUUGGUCUUCCUUCACCUCAAGAAACAAAUCUUGCAAAAAUGGGCCACAACUCCUGCCCCUCUUGCGGUGCUACCAUCGCUGGCGAAGUGAAGACCUGCGGCUCUUGCGGAAAGGUAUGGCAUACAUCUCGUCUGGUCUUUUGUUCAACCUCUUAUUCAUGCCACUAGACCUGCCCUGUCUGAAGUCGUCCUCCUGGCUUCGCGGGGUUGUUUUCAAAUCGCCUCGAGAUCGCAGAUCACAAUCUCAGUAUCAAGUCAGCGGCGAAUGGUCGAUGGUCUGGACAUAAUAUGGACUGGACAUAAUAUGAACUGAUAUGUAUGGAGCUGGCAUGGCACGAUGAAUGCAUGAAUGAAAUG